AUGGGGAACAUGGACGGGAAAACCGUGGAGGAGCUGAGCACCACCGAGUGCCACCAGUGGUACAAGAAGUUCAUGACAGAGUGUCCUUCUGGCCAGCUCACCCUCUACGAGUUCAAACAGUUUUUUGGCUUGAAAAACCUGAGUCCGGCAGCGAACAAAUACGUUGAGCAAAUGUUUGAGACGUUUGACUUUAAUAAGGAUGGCUACAUCGAUUUCAUGGAGUAUGUGGCAGCUCUGAGCCUGGUGCUGAAGGGGAAGGUGGACCAGAAGCUCAGGUGGUAUUUCAAGCUCUAUGACGUGGAUGGCAACGGCUGCAUCGACCGGGCUGAGCUGCUGAACAUCAUCAAAGCCAUCCGAUCCAUCAACCGCUGCAACGAGAAGAUGACGGCAGAGGAGUUCACAGACAUGGUGUUCAACAAAAUCGACAUCAAUGGAGAUGGCGAGCUGUCCCUGGAGGAGUUCAUGGAGGGCGUGCAGAAGGACGAGAUGCUGCUGGACAUCCUGACGCGCAGCCUGGACCUCACCCACAUCGUGAGGCUGAUCCAGAACGACGGCAAGAACCCUCACGAGGGCGAGCAGGACGCCCAGGCUGCCCAGUAG
Molecule: messenger RNA, 600 nt
Organism: Camarhynchus parvulus
Lineage: Eukaryota; Metazoa; Chordata; Aves; Passeriformes; Thraupidae
Gene: GUCA1A
Product: guanylate cyclase activator 1A
Exons: 4
Coding region: 1-600 (199 amino acids)
Biological process (GO): positive regulation of guanylate cyclase activity; visual perception
Cellular component (GO): cone photoreceptor outer segment; photoreceptor inner segment
Molecular function (GO): calcium ion binding; calcium sensitive guanylate cyclase activator activity
Source: RefSeq, a predicted model, not a curated record